UAUACACUGUGUAUUACGGUUUCACACCCGGAAGCACUGCGUGCUGUCUUGUCUUCUUCUGGCACAAAGGAGUUAAACUUCUGCCUCCAUGUGGACAACUUAUUGACAUUAACCGUUCUGUGAUCAGCCAUUUGCGUUGAGGAAAAGCCGCGCUGGUGGGAUUAUUUUCGCGCAGGCAGAGCGCAGCGGCUGCAGAGCGCAGAGCCAUCCUCGCCGUCACACGGUGACAUUGACACACUCGGAGUGUUUGUGCUGCUGUGCCCAAGUUGGUGCUUCGGAGCGUCCCCCAGCCUCAGCAACAAUGAGCGAAUACUUCAGCCUUUCGGACUGCGACGUUAUCGGCUUCGACCUGGACCACACGCUCUGCCGCUACCAUCUGAAAGAGACCUCCAGGCUUAUCUACGAGAGCUUUGCCAGAUAUCUGGUGGAGCAUAAAGGAUAUGACAAAGACCUGCUGAAUCUAACUCCUGCUACCUGGGAUUUCUGUUUUAAAGGGCUAGUGGUGGAUCUGGAGGAUGGAAACCUUGUAAAGCUAGCGGAAGAUGGAACUGUCUUAAGAGCGACACAUGGAACCAGUGAUCUCAGCACAGAAGAAAUCAUCAAACAUUAUGGCCCCAAAAGAGAGUGGAAGCACUUUAAUAGCCUCAGUACCUCCUUCACGAGAUCUUCAAAAUACUACUUCUAUGAUAACUACUUUGAUCUGCCUGGUGCCCUUCUCUGUGGACGAGUCGUUGACAUGUUGCACAAGCGAGGAAAUGAGGUGAAUUCUGACUUUUGGAAAGACAUGGUGGCUGCCAUUGACCACAAUUACAACACAUCUGCGUUCAGAGAUGAUGCAGGGACAUACUUCCCAAGUGUGAAGAGGGAUCCGGGCCAGUACCUGCAGCGUUGUUCCGACUCUGUCAAGACUUGGCUGCGCAGCAUGAAAAAUGCUGGCCAGGUUCUGCUCCUCAUUACCAGCUCCCAUAGCGACUACUGCAGGCUCAUCUGUGAACACAUCCUGGGGAAGGACUUUGAGGAACUAUUUGACAUCAUUAUCACAAAUGCCCUUAAGCCAGGAUUCUUCUCCUUGGUGCCCCAGCAGAGGCCCUUUAGAACCCUUGUGAACGAUGUGGAGGAGAGCGAAGGUCUGCCGUCGCUGGACAAACCCGGCUGGUACUCCCAGGGCAACUGGCCACACCUCCACGAGUUGCUCAAGAAAAUGACGGGGAAACCAGAGCCCAAGGUAGUUUAUUUCGGUGACAGCAUGAGAUCAGACAUGUUCCCUGCCAGCAGCUUUGGGAAGUGGGAGACGGUGAUGAUAGUGGAAGAAAUGGAGGGGGAGGGCGUCCCAAGGAGUGAAGCGGCAUUGUCCAAUGAGGCCCAAGUGGAGCCUCUGGAGAAGAAGGGAAAGUUUGAGGAGCAGGGCAUGAAGUCACCCUCUGCUGUGUCCAACCAGUGGGGCUCUUACUUUGUUGAUGUGCAUAAAAGUGGAGGAGGGGAUGAGGAGAGCCAGAAGCUGACCUGGUGCUGCCACUGCAUUCACAAAUACAGCACCAUGGCCAUCCCUAGUGUUGAGCACAUAGCAGAUCUGCCUCUGGAUUACAAGUUUCCCAGGUUUUCCCCUGAUAAGCCCUGCACCACCGGCUAUUACCCUAGACCCCCGGAUUCUUUGCUGAAAAGGUGUGAGAGUAUGUCAUAA
Molecule: messenger RNA, 1681 nt
Organism: Neolamprologus brichardi
Lineage: Eukaryota; Metazoa; Chordata; Actinopteri; Cichliformes; Cichlidae
Gene: nt5dc1
Product: 5'-nucleotidase domain containing 1
Molecular function (GO): 5'-nucleotidase activity
Source: RefSeq, a predicted model, not a curated record